AUGGCUGCACGUCCUAUUGCUGGUCGGCCUCAUGUGGCUGGACAAGUGGUGAGAUCGGGCCGCGUCACCAAAGGCAAGAGUGAAAAGGCGCCGGCAAACAAAGUUCCAUCAGACCAGAUUGAAGCGGCCAUCACUGACCAAGUCCUGGAGCCAGUGCAUGCUGAACCACCCACGUUGGCUGAGAAUUGCCAACAGUUGUGCGAUGCAAUUCCUUGGCUCCAUUGCACUCAGGGUGUGAUGGAUCACAAUGAGCGCCUUUGCUGGGGCUUUCUCGUUGAUGCUGACGGUGGUACCCGAACCCAUAUUGACGAAGAGGUCAUUAUAACUCGGAUUGGUGGUUGCGGUACCAAAGACUCAAAGGGAAACCUGACCCUCCGAAAGAACCAGAAGGCUGAUAGCACACUCGCGCGAAGCAUCAUUUCCAGCCUGAAGUCAAAGCUUCCUGUUGGGUUAAUUAUUGGGAACAAGCACAAGAUCCUCAAUCGUGACCUGCCACAUCGGUACAACGUCAUGGCAUGGUUUCGGGUUACCAAUGUUUGGUUUGAAAGAAUUGGUACGAACCAUGGAGCGAAGGUCUGUUUUGAAAAAUUGGAUCUCGCGGAGAAAAGCUGGUGGGCAGCAAAGGGCUCUGCUCCUCCAGUGCCCCUCGAACUCAGAGACUUCGACACAAAGCCUCAAACCCUGAAGUUCUGGAAGAUUGGAAACGUUUCCAGUCCUCCUGAGCUAACUUUUAACCCUGCCUUCUUGAGCUUCCGCAGUCGUCCCGACGAUGAAAUUCGGCCUAACUGCAGCCUUGUCCCCGAUCAUCUUUCGACACUGAAUGAGGAUGCCACGGACGUCAGCACAUCUCGUGGUGCGUGGAAAGGAAUUGUGUGCCCCGAGUGUCACAAGUGUACUCGACGGACAUUGUGGCGAGGGUGGAAGUGUAGCGAUGACUCUGGCGCCGAGAGGGGUGGUAAGGUCUGCUCAUUUGAAGGGCUCAUGACAAUGAAGCCUAUCUCGUGCCGGGUUGUAUACGAUGAUUCCGAGCGGCCCUCAAUGAAACGAGGAAUGGUCUUCGAUAAGAAAUUCAUGAUCCCAGAGAUCGAUGAUGUUAGCUUGUCACCCUAUCGCAAGCUCACUUACAAACUUGAUGGAGUCGGCUUUAUCACCCAUUUUGUCGCGAACGCAGAAAUCAACAGCCGACCAAAUGGGCCCGACGACUUGUUUAUCGGUCUUCAGCGUGAAGAUCUUGGUUUAAAACGUUUUCCGCUUUCGUCCAGUCUAGGUAAGUACAAGCUCUUCAAUGGAAAUACUCAACGGGUGGACACCGGCGAUGGCAAAUCUGUCUCUGGGAGUGCUCUGCAAGACAACCCCGUGCUGAAAGGCUACCGGUUGGAAGAUGAGUGUCGUGUGCUCAAGGAGAAGUGUGAAGCUGGCGAGAUCUCCCAAGAUAACAAGUCGGAAUUGCACCCUGAAGACAUGGUAUUCAUGCACGGUGAAAACCUCCAGAGAUACUACGAGUUGUGGUUUGCUCUUACCGCGCGGUAUGUCAAGCCCGACCAUGUUAACGCCGGGGAGAUCGGGAAGGGCAAAUUAUUCCUCACGCCUGGCCAGAUCUACGAUGAGAAGUGA
This is a messenger RNA of Penicillium bovifimosum, 1614 nucleotides long. RefSeq lists its product as uncharacterized. NCBI's taxonomy places the organism in Eukaryota, Fungi, Ascomycota, Eurotiomycetes, Eurotiales, Aspergillaceae. The record is from RefSeq and is a predicted model, not a curated record. The transcript has 9 exons. The coding region runs from base 1 to 1614 and encodes 537 amino acids.